Messenger RNA from Cercospora beticola, 794 nucleotides. RefSeq names its product Mix23p (gene MIX23). Gene Ontology annotation, cellular component: mitochondrial intermembrane space; mitochondrion. The record is from RefSeq and is a predicted model, not a curated record. Lineage: Eukaryota; Fungi; Ascomycota; Dothideomycetes; Mycosphaerellales; Mycosphaerellaceae.
CGGACUUUGUACGCAUCAACCACUGCACUGCACAGAGAGGCAAAACUGGCGUCGCUAUUUUGGAAACCACCAUCUCUCCCACCAACCCCUCCACCUCCGCCGUCAAGGCCUACUACAAUCAUGUCGCAGACUCCCACCCAACCCAGACUCACGCCACAAUUCUGCUUCAACCAAACCGCACUCCGAGACUUCCUCCGCGUAUCUCGAUCCGCAGUAGACGAUACCAUCAACCAAAAUCUCAAUGCACUAGCAACGCCCGCCGCGAGACCAUUCGAUCCUGCAUCAACGACAGAAAGACAGCCUCGACCAAUUGGGAAACGAGCAUUAGACCCAGAAGCAUGCCAGACAUUCAAGGAUAAAGUCCUGUUGCCAUCAUGGCAAUCCCGCUCCGACGUCCUAAACUACUGUGCAGGCGUAGCUACAUCACCCGAUCCCAAUGAUCCCGACCACAUCCUACGAGAAACCGAAGACGCGCGAGCGCGUGAAAGAAUCAUCGAUGAACGUCUGGAUCCAUACAGCGCAAGAUACUUCCCGCAGAACACCAGGACAGAAUCGCUCGCGUCUUUGAUCAGAAACGAGAGAAUGGUUGAGAACAUUAUUCGUGCUCGGACGUGGGGUCUUGUAGGAGAAAGAUGUGACAAUGAGACGACAGAUGCAGAUAAGGCGCUCAACGCAUGGCGAAGGAGAACAGCCACGUCGAUGGUGGAGCAGGAGCGAUAGCAUGAAUUGAAGAAUUUGCAAGUUCACCACUCAUCAAAUUAUCAAAUCUGCUCUCUCAUCUUUCGCAUCAAGCA